This is a messenger RNA of Erinaceus europaeus (western European hedgehog), 1648 nucleotides long. RefSeq names its product cell division cycle 37 like 1, HSP90 cochaperone (gene CDC37L1). NCBI's taxonomy places the organism in Eukaryota, Metazoa, Chordata, Mammalia, Eulipotyphla, Erinaceidae. Gene Ontology annotation, molecular function: protein-folding chaperone binding; heat shock protein binding. The coding region runs from base 171 to 1184 and encodes 337 amino acids. The transcript has 7 exons. Gene Ontology annotation, biological process: protein folding; protein stabilization. Gene Ontology annotation, cellular component: cytoplasm. The record is from RefSeq and is a predicted model, not a curated record.
CUCCCUUCGGCGUCUGCGGGCGGCGCGGCGCGGGCGUGCGUCGGCGUCGCGGCCAGCAGGGGGAUUCUGGGUAACGGCCCGGCCGGCUAGGGCGGCUGGCUCGGCGCUGCAGGUUCCAGUCCAGCCCGGUCGGUUGGCGGUGGCGGUUGCAGCGCGGCGGGCGGGGAGACAUGGAGCAGCCGUGGCCGCCGCCGGGACCGUGGGGCCUCCCCCGGGCCGAGGGUGAGGCUGAGGAUGAGAGCGACUUGGACGUCUCCCCCGCUUCCCCCCACUGCCCGCAGCUGCCGGGCGGCGGCGCCCAGAUGUAUAGCCAUGGAAUUGAACUGGCUUGCCAAAAGCAAAAAGAGUUCGUAAAGAGCUCUGUAGCGUGCAAAUGGAAUCUCGCUGAAGCUCAGCAGAAACUCGGUAGCUUAGCACUGCAUAACUCUGAGUCCUUGGAUCAGGAACAUGCCAAAGCGCAAACCGCAGUAUCAGAACUGAGGCAGCGGGAAGAAGAAUGGCGGCAGAAAGAAGAGGCAUUAGUACAAAGAGAGAAAAUGUGUCUGUGGAACACGGAUGCCAUUAGCAAAGAUGUUUUUAAUAAGAGUUUUAUUAAUCAAGAUAAACGAAAUGAAACAGAAGAUGAAGAUAAGUCAGAAUCAUUUAUGCAGAAAUAUGAACAAAAAAUCAGACAUUUUGGUAUGUUAAGCCGAUGGGAUGAUAGUCAGAGAUUUUUGUCUGACCAUCCAUACCUUGUAUGUGAAGAAACUGCUAAAUAUCUUUUAUUAUGGUGUUUUCAUCUGGAAGCUGAACAGAAAGGGGCUCUAAUGGAACAAAUAGCACAUCAAGCUGUUGUAAUGCAAUUUAUUAUGGAAAUGGCCAAAAACUGUAAUGUGGAUCCAAGAGGGUGUUUUCGUUUAUUUUUCCAGAAAGCCAAAGCAGAGGAAGAAGGUUAUUUUGAAGCAUUCAAAAAUGAACUUGAAGCUUUCAAGACAAGAGUCAGACUUUAUUCUCAAUCACCAAGUUUUCAACCUAUGACAGUUCAGAAUCAUGUUCCCCAUUCUGGAGUUGGAUCUAUAGGUUUACUAGAAUCAUUACCACAGAAUCCAGAUUUCCUUCAGUAUUCUAUCAAUAUGGCUUUCUGCAGUUUAAACUCAGUUGUACAUAAAGAAGAUGAUGAACCUAAAAUGAUGGACACUGUAUAAUUUGGUUAAGACUGCUGGGGCCAAGUGCUAUUUUGUUACAAGAAAGGAAGAACUUGGCUAUUUUCUCGACACUUUUAUGGGUGCUGCACUUUAUUUUUGUUCGGUUUUUGAAGGGAGGGAAAAGAGUACUGAAACGUUUUUCUAAUUUUUUUUAAUGUGCUGCUAGGUUUUUUUGUUUUGUUUCUUUUUGAAGAGGAGUGAUACUGGACUUUUUUUUUUUAGCUACUAAAUUUGCCUUUAAUCUUAUUGUUCUCAGUUUGGAAUCAAAGUAUGAAAAUCUGCACAAAUGCAAUGUUUACAAGAACUGGCUGAUUUUAGGAGGCAUCUGCUACAGUCCCUUUUUACAUGGAUAUGUACAUGUUCUACUCGACAAAAAUGAUUAAAGAGAAAAAUGUACUUGUAGCUUACUGCAAAUUUAGCUGUCAAAUCUGGUGUUUCAUCAUAUUAAAAGCAAUAAAUCAGUA